Anolis sagrei ordinatus is the source of this 1063-nucleotide messenger RNA. Its product is annotated as large ribosomal subunit protein bL28m. Gene Ontology annotation, molecular function: structural constituent of ribosome. Gene Ontology annotation, cellular component: mitochondrial large ribosomal subunit. Lineage: Eukaryota; Metazoa; Chordata; Lepidosauria; Squamata; Anolidae. The record is from RefSeq and is a predicted model, not a curated record.
CGGUUCAGCGGCGGAGACGGAGGAGGGAGGGAGGCCGGCCAUGCCGAUGCACAAGGUGCCUCCGCGUCUGUGGGACGCGCUGCGGCUGGAGCGAGGCCUCGCCGCCCGGCUCCCGGCUCACAUCCGGCGCGUUCUGCGGGAAGAGGCCUGCCCUUCCCCGACUUCCACGGCGCCCGCCGUCCACUGGCGCCCGCGUGGGGCCCGCUUCGUCCCGCCUUACGAGGGCGCCCCCCUGUGGAAGAGGCAGCGCGUGCAGGACGUGCCCGUGGAGCCCUACCUCCCACCCGAGAGCCAGGAGGGCCUGUGGGGCGGAGAGGGGUGGGUCUCCGGCUUCCGCUAUGCCAACAACGACAAGCUCUCAGCCCGAGUGAGGAAGAUCUGGAAGCCGCAGCUCUUCUACCGGGAGCUGUACAGUGAGAUCCUGGAUCGGAAAUUCACCGUCACGGUCACAAUGCGGACACUGGACCUCAUCGAUGCCGCCUUCGGGCUGGACUUCUACCUCCUGAAGACACCGAAGGCUGAACUGUGCUCCAAGCUGGGCAUGGACCUGAAGCGCACACUGCUGCUGCGCCUGGCCAGGAAAGACCCUGCCCUGCACCCAGAGGAUCCCGCCCGUAGGGAGGCCAUCUAUGCCAAGUACAAGGAGUUUGUAAUCCCAGAGGAGGAGGCCGAGUGGGUCGGCCUGAGCUUGGAAGAAGCUUUGGAAAAGCAGCGGCUCCGGGAGAAGAAGGAUCCCGUUCCCCUCUUCAAAGUCUAUGCAGAAGAGCUGGUGCAGCAGUUUCAGGAACAGAGGCUCUCGGAGUCUGCUGAAGGCCAGAAGCCCUGAGAGGAGUAGCCCCUUUGGACUUGGUGGACUUCUCGUUCUCUUUGGAUUCAGUGGAAUGGGAUGAUGCUGUAGAGCAUGGCUGGAUCCGGGACUGUCUGCGUGGGGCUUGUGGUGGAAGGAAGGAGUGGGGCCUUUCAAAGGGGGGAAGUGUGGCAAAGGGCUCACACCUGAGGUAGGACCUGCUGUCCUGAGCAGCCCUUGAGUGGCAGCACCAAUAAAAACAAUCUUGCAAUCACA